Aplosporella prunicola CBS 121167 is the source of this 2660-nucleotide messenger RNA. RefSeq lists its product as uncharacterized. The record is from RefSeq and is a predicted model, not a curated record. Gene Ontology annotation, molecular function: zinc ion binding; transcription cis-regulatory region binding; DNA-binding transcription factor activity, RNA polymerase II-specific. Gene Ontology annotation, biological process: regulation of DNA-templated transcription; DNA-templated transcription. NCBI's taxonomy places the organism in Eukaryota, Fungi, Ascomycota, Dothideomycetes, Botryosphaeriales, Aplosporellaceae. Gene Ontology annotation, cellular component: nucleus. The transcript has 8 exons. The coding region runs from base 14 to 2380 and encodes 788 amino acids.
CUCUCAGCGACUGAUGGCCGACCCGUCGCGCAUCGAUCCGCGCCUCGAGUUUGGCGUGUCCGACGCCUACUACUCCCGGGGCCCUUCGUUUUACGACGCCGCCCACCCUCAGCCCAGCGAUGCGGCCCUUCAGGCCAUCGCCACGGCCGCCCAAGAAGACCGCCGCGCCUCGACGGCCAGCUCUGCGUCUGUCGGCGCUGCUGCGGACCUGAACAGCUCGAGCAACCAGACAAAGCUUGGUCCGGACGGAAAGCGCCUGCGCGCAUGCGACCAUUGCCGCGCUCUCAAGGUUCGAUGCGAUCCCCAAGAUGAGAACGGGACCAUCUCCGAGACGCAUCCGUGCAAGCGUUGCAAAAAGUCCAAAAAAACAUGCAUCACCACUGCGCCAACUAAGAAGCGCACCAAGAAGGCUGACACGCGUGUUGCCGAGCUCGAAAAGAAGGUGAAUGAACUGACCGCUCGCUUGGGCGAUGCUCCGAUGCCCCCGUAUGCUGGACAUCCCGAUGUGCCAUUGCCUCAGGAUGCAUCGGACCCAGCUGCAGCGUACCCUGGCUCAACACGCCCCGAAAAGCGGAGGAGAACCAAUGAGCCGUCCGGAGGACUGAAUUCCAGCGAUGCACGACGGGAAAUCAUGUACGACGACCAUGCGGAAAUAGCUGCUGCCGCGCAUCACCGAGCUGAGGGGCGUCCGGGUCAGACUGAUUACUCAUACAUCUCGUAUGAGGUUGACAGAUGCAUGGAUCGUGAUGUUGCUGAACGUGUCAUCCACCGCUAUGUCAACGACUUGGCUCCCGCUUUCCCGGCUGUUCCUCUACCACAGGAUACUACGGCCGCCGGGCUUCGCACAGAGAAACCCCUACUCUUCUUGUCCAUCCUAACAGCCGCUUCUUAUGGAUGCGAACCAGUCGUGCCGGCAGACACCCAGCGCUACCUGGCUGAUUUGCUGCAAGGUUCAUUUGCUGAGCUUAUUUGGCGCAAACAAGAAAAGACCUUGGAGAUCAUCCAGGCGCUGAUAGUAGGUGUGUUGUGGUAUCGACCACCAGCAAUGUACGAGCAUCAUGCGUUUUACAUGAUGAUCAACGCCGCGAGUUCUAUGGCUUUGGAGCUUGGCCUUGGGAAGAGAGCUGGAAAAUCAAAGGCGAAACUCGGUCUGGGUCCAUUUCGCAGAUGUCUGCCAAACGCAGGGGGUGUCGAAGCUCGCAGAGCUUUCAUGGCAUGCUACUACUUAGGGGCAAACAUUGCCAUGAUACUUCGCCGACCUAUGUUCCUCCGUUGGAAUAAAUACAUGGAUGAGUGUGUCACGGAGCUAGAGACGGCUUCGGAUGCUCUGCCUUCCGACAAAAUCUUCUGUUAUCACCUCAAGCUAGCAGCUAUCGCGGAGGAUGUCGCUUCGCAAUUCUCCAUGGACGACCCAGCGGCAGCUAACAACCUUUCAGACAAAUUCAGUGAAAUCGCCCUCAGAAACUAUGACACGAAGCUAGAGUCUUUGCGUCAGAAGCGCCCUGCAUAUGCCAACAAUGCACUACUGCAAUUCUCAGAGAACGUCACUGGGCUAUUUGCACAUGAAGUUGCCGCGCAUCAUAACCAAAACGCAGACGAUAAUCCAGAAGAACCAGGGCGUCAGAACUUACUCAGCCCUGUCGCAAUAAGUUCGCUCCAAGAGUGCAUCAAGUCAUGUCAUGGCCUCCUCGAAAACUUUCUUUCUCUUGAUUUCGAGUCAUUCCAUGCCUUGCCAGUCAUAUAUUCCGUACGUGCCGUGUAUUCCACAGUAUGCCUCGCAAAACUGUGGGCAGAUGCAACGACUCCUGGAGAUAUCAGUGCUACCAUCACACCAGAGUCUUUACGUUUGGAAUUUUACUUCGAAAAUCUAAUACGCCGUUUUCUCCUUGCCGUAGAGAAGGACCCGCAAUCACCGCAUGCAAAGUUCCAUUACAUUGUCAUGGGCUUGAGAGAGAAAUUUACAAGCAUGAAGAGCGGCGGGGCUCGCCCAGCCGAGGCUGCUCAAACUCCAGCAGCUUCAGCGUUGACAAAGACCACAUCGACGGCGAAUCCACAGGAGCAAAGCCGUCACUCUUAUGCGAGCGGCAGUAGCGUUCCUAGCACGCAGACUCCAUUGCAUCUCCUGUCCGAAGUCGCUCAACAGGCACAGGCACCCCCCAUUCAACAGACCUAUUACGACAACGGAAUCGGAGGCCAAGUAAUGACCAACUACAGCUGGGACAUGGCUGGAUUUGGCAAUAUUGAUUUCAGCAGCAUCGGCAUGGAUGUUGAUCUGUCUGGCCUGUUUGGUGGCGACAUGGGAUACGAAGCCAACCAACAAUAUCUUCAAAUGCAGCCUGGACAGAUGUAUCCAGAGGCAAAUGGUAACUGGAAUGCCUAAUCUCGAAAUGGUGGGGGGGUUCCAACAUAGCUUUUCUGCUCGAGAACAUACAUCAGAAUGACUAUUAAUGGUCCGGCGCUAUCAAGAUAAAAAUCGACAUCGGAAUAGCUUAAUGACUAAUAGGCUAAGCCUCCUUCAUGUUCAUAUCAGAGAUUCGAGUACGUACGUACCUGAAAAUGCGCAUGAACCUCCAAUAUCUUACUUCCAGUCUGAGGUCGCAAGUAGAAUUUGAGGCAGUGAUGAUAAGGCCGUGACUGGAGCAAAGCUCCCUUCCCCAAAC